Patella vulgata (common limpet) is the source of this 3257-nucleotide messenger RNA. RefSeq names its product max-binding protein MNT. Gene Ontology annotation, biological process: regulation of transcription by RNA polymerase II. Lineage: Eukaryota; Metazoa; Mollusca; Gastropoda; Patellidae. The transcript has 8 exons. Gene Ontology annotation, molecular function: DNA-binding transcription factor activity, RNA polymerase II-specific; RNA polymerase II cis-regulatory region sequence-specific DNA binding; protein dimerization activity. Bases 151 to 1878 code for a protein of 575 amino acids. The record is from RefSeq and is a predicted model, not a curated record.
AGUGUUUUGAUCAAGUCGACCGCCAUCUUAUGUCUAAGCGUAAUUUUAGUACCAAUUUCACCUAACUAGAACAUAGCAUCGUGGAUUUCAUUUACUUCUAGAUGCAGUCUCCAGUGCAGGGAUAUCGUUUUUAGAUUCUGAUAUCUUGAGAUGAGUCUAGAUACGUUGUUAGAAGCGGCUGAAUAUAUUGAGUGGAGCGCCCACAGUAAACCACGUGAUGACGACGGUUCACCAGGAGGGGAAAUUAGGACAUUUAUCAAAACAGAAACCUUGGCCGAUGGAGAUUCUUCUUUAGAUGAUAGUAUAGGCAGUCAACGUGGUUAUGGAUAUGCAGACGACAGAAAAGAUAGACGACGAGCCGGAGGGGCCGGAACUCGCGAAACCCAUAACAAACUGGAGAAAAACAGGAGAGCUCACUUGAAAGAAUGUUUUGAUAUUUUGAAAGUUCAAAUUCCUUUUAUGGAAGACAAAAAGACUUCUAAUUUGAGCAUCCUGAGGGGAGCUUUAAAAUUCAUACAGAAUAUGAAAAGAAAGGAAAAGGAGUUUGACAGAGAGCUUCAUAGAUUAGUUAGUGAAAAAUCAAGAUUACGGGAAAGAUUAGAGAAAUUAAAAGUUGAUUUGGCUAAGCUUAACAUGGAUGUUGAUCUUACUAAAUGGAUGCCAACCCAAGAACAAGAAACAAAUUCAACAUCUACUGCAUCAGGUGAUGGAAGUCCUAUUGUUAGUGAUAAUGAUGAAGACAAUGAUAAACGACCAACUAAUAAAAAGUUGAAACAUUCAUCUAAAGAUAAAGGUCCAUCCACACUGACUCAAAUGAUACUAAAUACUUCUGUGCAAAUGAUACAGCCACAACCGACAAUAUCCACAUCAAAGAAAUUUUCACACAUCAAAGGCACAUCUGUUACACCAACGAUGCCUACUCAUAUCCGAGCACCAGUGACACAGUUACUACAUCAAACACUCAGUAAAAGACAAGCUUUACAGAGACAAAGAGAACAAUUAGCUGUAUCCCAAGUAAAUACAAUGAACUUGGGCAUACCGUCCGCAGCACAAAUGAAUCCUUUACUUCAGCAACAGUUGGCUUUCCCAAUCGGAACAACACCAUUAUCAAGCGGAAAUAUUCUUACUCCUACCAUGUCGAUACCCACAUCAACUACUGGUUUACAAACUCCCAUGUUAUUGACGACUAGUACGACCACAUCAGCAUCCAGUACAUACAAUCAUAUAUCAACAGCUACAGUUACAUCAUCCAGAUUUGUUCCUAGUGCUACUUCAUUACCUGGAAUAACAAAUGUGCCAAAUCUUUCUGCUAUUGGACCAAUCUCAGCUCUUACUGGCAUGAGUAGAACAUCAACAUCACUUCCAAUUAUUGGACAACCACCUACUGCGUCUAUAGGUCAACCCAUACCUCUGAAAACAACUCAACUUAUUACUACCAUAGUCACUCCGUCUGUUACCAGCUUAGCCUCUAUGUCGGCCAUUAAGCCUAUACUGGCCACAACAAAUGCUCAUUUUAUGACUUUGAAUCCACUUCUAGCUCAGUUUCCCAGAAACAAUACUUUAUUAACAGGCAUGACAAGUCAAGCUGGUACGACACCACAGCCACAGUUAGUGUCGUAUGCACAUAUGGGUAUGGGAACAUUAACACCGAUGACAAUGAUGCCCCAAGGACUUCAAAUGGCUGGUUUUGGUAACAUCAUGUCGUCACAUCAGCUGUUAAAACAGUUUCCAAUUUUACAGCAGCCAUUACUGCAGCAAAUGCAACAAGGUCAGGUGAUUGGUCAGCCUAUGGUUAAACCGGUUGUUAUGGUUUCCUUACCUAGUGCAGUAACGUCUGCUACCUCAACAUUACCACUAAAUAUUGCUACAACCUCCUAGCAUUGUAUCAUGACAACAGGUGAAUGGAGUUGUAUAAAACGUAUAUAUAGUUAUAUCUGCGGGAUUUAUUUAAAGUGGGUGAUUAAAACAAAGACGCCUCAUUAUUUAACUGUGAUGUGUAAGAUACCUGACCACCAACUUAAAUAGUCUUUAAGUCUUUGCAUAUUGUCUGUGAUGAAUUGGGUUCAUUAAAUUUAUUAAAUAUUUGACAGGAACUUGUAUUUUCAUCUCAUUUGUGUUGUAUCUCAUCUCCACAUCAUAUUUCAUCCUUACUUAAAAACACACCUGUGACCACAUUAUUCCUUUGUGAUAAAUAUGUCAUCCAUGUCAGUAACAGUGCAUUGUGUAACUUAGAUUUAGUUGAUAGUAAGUCAAAUCAGAAAGUUUUAUUCAUGCACCUAAAUGGGUAAAAAAAUGUUUACACAACAAAAAUCUGUACUUAAUGAUGAUUGAUGAUUAUAAGAUGAUAAUGUGUAAGUAUUGACAUUGUUUAAUAUAGAUAAAAUCAAAAAAAUAUUUGUGUUAAAUUUGAUAGUAUUUUAUUAUAUUAAAAACUAGAACAAAAACACACUUUUAUUUAUAAGAGAAAAUUGCCAAAGAAAAAAUGUAUUUAUUGUAUAUUAUCCUUUUGUUAUUUAAGAUCUUACUGAGAGUGUUUCUUGGCUAAGAUUUUGUGCGAUAUUUCCAUGACUUCCAUUCAUUUGCAUAUGCAUGGCAUAAUCAAAGUUUUUCAUGACGGUGUGAUAGUUAAAUGAUCUGUUCAUUUUGUUGAAAAUUCAUCAACAUUUUCAUUUCAAUUAUAAAUUUAUAACACAUUUUUACAUAUAAAAUUUAGUUCACAAUUUGUUUUAAAUCACAAUAGUAAUCUUUAAUUGAAAAUUACUUAAAUUAAUAGAAUUUUUGUGAUAAAAAAAUCCACAAGAAAAUCCUGUGCCCAUUUUAUUAUUUUUUUUUCUGUUUGAUAUGAAAAUAAGACUUUGUAAACUGUAAUUGUUUGAAAAAAUCCAAAUUUUCUUUUGUUUUAAGUCAAUCUGAACAAAACAAUGUUUAGACAUUGAAAUACCAGAGUGCUAUGUAUGUUUUGUUUCUUAAGUUUAAGUAUUUGUAUGUACCAUGUAUACCAAAAUUAAUUUAUCAAAGUUCCUAAUUGGAAUGGAUAGGGCUAUAAAGCAUAUUAUAGUGUUUAUCAUUUACAAUCAAUAUUAAACUAUUUGUUACAUGUAUGUUUAUUUUGUAGAUCAAGGCAGCUAUUGAUAUUAUGAAGAUAUGGUAAAUUAUUAUUUCAUGUUAUUCAUUGUAUAAUUCUGUGUAGCUCCAAGCUUAAUAUAUUGUUCAUCAACAAUUUACAAGAAUAUUACUACAGUAAAUACAUGAAUAAA